GAGGUAACGAGGCGUGCUCGCUCCGCGCGGCCCGGCGCUGAGUUAAGCAGGGUCUGCCUGGGUCAGCAAGUGGAUGGGAGACUCCGGGGAGGGCUGUGUUACUUCUUUGCUGUCAUCCUCCGCGUUGUGAGGCCGAGCCGGUGUAGUAAGCGCUGGUGUACCCAUGAGCCUGCUGUGCUUGGCUUGCCCUGCGGGGCGGCGGGGGUCAGGCCAGGUGCUGGUUGGUGCCGAUGCAUGUGUUGGCCCAGAUGCAUCCGGUCCUAAAAGCUUUUGUCUGUGGUUCCAUCAGUGGGACUUGCUCCACCCUCCUUUUCCAGCCCCUCGACCUGCUGAAAACCCGCCUGCAGACUCUGCAGCCUUCUGUGAAUGGGUCCAGUCGUGUUGGGAUGGUAACACUACUCUUUAGGGUUGUUCGUACAGAGAGUCUCUUGGGGCUCUGGAAAGGUGUCUCUCCAUCUUUUGCAAGAUGCAUUCCUGGGGUUGGGAUUUACUUCAGCACUUUGUACACAAUGAAGCAAAAGCUUCUAGUGGACCGUUCGCCCACGGCCUUGGAGUCUGUCUUUCUGGGUGCUACCUCCCGUGCUGUAGCUGGGAUUUGCAUGCUGCCAGUGACUGUAGUGAAGACCCGAUAUGAGAGUGGAAGAUUUGGCUAUGGGAGUAUAUAUGGAGCUCUGAAGAAUAUAUAUCAAAUGGAGGGGGCUCGUGGCUUGUUCAGUGGGCUCACUGCAACGCUGCUGCGGGAUGCUCCUUUCUCUGGAAUCUACCUGAUGUUCUACACACAGACCAAAAAACUCACCCCUCAGGAUCACCUGGAUCCAGCACUCAUGCCCUUGCUGAAUUUUGGCUGUGGGAUCUUUGCGGGAAUCUUGGCUUCACUGGCAACACAGCCUGCUGAUGUCAUCAAAACACAUAUGCAAUUGUCCCCACAAAAGUACCACAGGACGACUCAAGCCAUUGCCUUCAUCUACAAGGACUUUGGGUUAGUUGGCUUUUUCCGAGGUGGUGUGCCCCGGGCCCUAAGGCGUACUCUGAUGGCAGCAAUGGCAUGGACUGUAUAUGAACAGAUGAUGGAAAAAAUGGGAUUGAAAUCUUGACUGACUUGCACUAGAAAUGACCAGCCUCACUCCUUUUCCCGCUUGCUGUGAUCAACUGGCAUUGGGAAGUUUCCAGUUCCAUGAAUGAAUGAGCUUUCUUCAGCUAGGAAGAAGAAAUCCCUUUUGAGAUGGGAGUUAGGCCUUUGGGCAAGCAGAGAAAAGACAGAUCGGAUCGCCACAUCAUUUGAGUAAGGCAUUCCAGAAAGACUGCACUUGUAGAGACUGCUGUGGGAAAUGGCAGGGUUCUCAAAACUUGGGAACUAUGCUCAGAGAAGCCCCUUUUACAAAUAGCUUUGUGCUCUCCACCUUUAUGCAAUGAGCAAUUCCUGAGCAGAAGUUUGAGGAGAAAACAGUGAAGACAAUGCUGAUUGCAGAAUCUGUCAGCCUGUUCCUUACUGGUGUAGCCAUUAAGGCCUUGUUGAUUCACCAUCUGAUGUAGAUCAGCCUUCCUCAUAUGAUUUGUUCUCACAGUGGAACAUUGCAGAAGAUGUUAGGAGACUGGCUGUGUGUCUUAGUGCUUAUAUUGCAGGGGCAGGUGGAAGAGAAAUGAAAGGCUGAAAGAAAGCUAGGAACAGGCUGUGUUAUCACUUGCUGACUAUGCUUGAUAACAGAGAAAGUAACUGGAACCUCCUCGUUAUUUGUUUUUACCUAAAUGAACAUUUUAACAGUCUUCAGGUGUGCUUCUGCCUCUACAGCAGUGCUUGCAUGGGAAUUAAGAAGCAUAAGGCACUUUAAAGUAGAAUAGAGAGAGUUGAAUUGUUACCAAAGUUGUAUUAAUUCCCUGCAAAACAUUUUUCCUGUUGGUCUGACUAUAUCAGGAAUACUUCAGUAUUUUUUUUUAAUCCAGUUCAUUUGCUGAUCUCCAUUCUCUACUCUCAGUGCAAGCUGGUCCUUAGAUGUAGUUUUUAAGGACAUAGUUCGUAAUGCGUAAAUGUAUAACAGAACCAGAUAUUGGCACUUCAGACUUCACUGAGAAGUUGCUGCUGACUGCAUGAGGAGUAUCUUCGGUUUUGGCAAGAGAAGGCUGUUCUUUUCUGUAAGUUUUUUCCAAAGUUUUGAGGUCUCUGAGUGUUUGGUAGGGAACUUUCAUCUCUGGGCUCUGCAUGGAUCCUGGAUGGGUUUCCAGAUGCUCUUUCUCUUUCAGAAGGUAGGCCAUUCACAUUUCAGUAUUCCUGCUGUUAAACUGGGAGUCAGACCUACGCUUUCCAUCAACUGUGCCUUCUUUCUCAUUCCUACUUUGUUACACAGACCUGAUAGUGUGUGCUUUUCAAAGUCAGAUAUAGCACGUUCCGUUCUUCACUUGUGCCUCAGUGAAGCCUGGCUGAGUUGGUGUUGCUGCAAAGGUGGUCAUGGAAGUCAUCAUCCUAUUCCAUGGUGAGCCUUGCAGACAACAUAGCUUUGGUUCUUUACUUGAAAACAAGAGCAGAAGUCUCUAAAUAUGAAUACGUGACACACUCCAGCUGUACAGGCAACUGGUAUUACCUACUGUUCUUUAUUUUAAGUGUAAUUUUCACAAUCAGUGCUUGCCCUGGCAGCCUCCUGAACACAAGAUCAGAGGGGAGAUAGAUUGUAAAAGAUGUUCAUUAUCACAAGUCCAACCCCAAGAAGGUGUGAUGACUGACAGAAAAGUCUAGGGAGAGUCUAAGGGACAGGCUAGAGGCUUGGAAGGUGCUGCCUAUUUUCAGCCUUAGCCCAUCCAUGAUGAGGACUGGCGCUACGCAGCAUGGGAGUCUCCAAGUAGUAGGAGAGUCCUGUGUACAUUUGUCUGCAUGUUAAGAAUAGAGCACUACAUCAAAUAAUUCCAAUCAAAAUCAGUUUGUGGCUGACAACCUACCAGAUUCCCAGACCUGCUUCUGACUGUCAGACAUGUGGACAGAUGCCUUAUCCUAAGUAUGAAGAACUUUUCCUUUCUUUGGCUGGCUGUCCCUUCUGCUGCUGGUGACCUGAAAGGUGCCUGCGUGAAACAGCAGUGGAAACUGCUGUUUAUUGCCCCAAGCACUACAGCCUCAGAGAGCCAGAGAAUCAAGUCUGGGGUUACUGACCUGGCAGAGUAAGGUAGCAACUGUAUGAGCUACUCCGAGUCUUCUUUAAGCAUGGGAUGAAACCAACAUACUAUACUAGAAGCCUGAAUUUAUCUGGAGCUUUCUGAAUCUGUUGUAUGAAGUGGAUCUAUUUCUCAUCUCGGGCUGUGGCAGUCCAAGGCUGUGGAUGGUGUCCUGCAAGAUACUUCAUGAAUAUUGUAGUUCCUGAUUUAGCAGUGGUAGAGCACAGCAGUGUGCCACUUGUGCAGACAGAAACUUAAAUUCUUAAAAAUGACUGUCAGGUGUUAAAUCUCAAAUUAAGUAAUCUCUGCAUCAGAAGCCUGAAAUGCAGGAACAAUUCAACAGCUUUUAUGCCCUAUACUCUUGCUUGCUCAAGUAACAAAGGAAGAAUCGAGAGAAUCUGUUCUGACAUGCCAGAAUGUCUUAAAGUAUACUGUUUUUCGUUCGAUUUUUCUUUGGAAAAGUUCUUCCAUUCUUCUCCUUUUGUGGAGAAUGAGGAGGGCUCUUUGUUGUUCCAGUAGGGGGAAGAGGUAUAUGCCUUUGACUCGUGAAUUAGCCUGGGCUCCUUUAAGAAAUAAGAGACUCUGAACUGCUUUGUGUUUUGUCAAAACCUUGGUGCUGCAAAUCCAAAAUCUUUCCCAUGUGUGUGUUGGGGGAGUGGGUUUUGUGGGUUUUUUUGUUUGCCUUUCUUCAGUAUUUCUUUGUCAGGUCUUCUAUAUUUGAGGGGAAAAAGAAGCCUAAAUUUCUGCUUUGUGCUCUUCUGAAAGCUGUAUGAAUGUAGCCAGGCACAAGACUUAUUUUUGAGCUCUGUCCUUACCCUCCUUUCUCCUCUUCCCUCUCUGCACAAACAUUCUAUUUCUGAAGUGAUCCAUUGACUUUAUUUCUCAAAAGCUAUAGCAAGUCAAGGAAGACAAAUAUGUGAACUUGAAGAUUAGGUAUACUGCUCUUGAGGUCAUAUGCUUCUCAUUAACAACAAAUGGCCAUUGUACAACUGGAAUACAACUUAAAAUCAAGGAAGUUUCAGAGACUGGCACUGGAGCACUUACCUGCAUCACCUCAGUCCUCUCUUUAUUUACAAAGCUACCCUAGCUUGGAUUACAGAGAUGGUGGUGUUGGAAAGGGUGAUGCUUUCCAAUGUAGGACAAGGGUGCAGCCAGAUCCCUCUCUGAAUGAUCUGAGAUGCUGGCAAUACAUUAGGAGUGAGUAUGUACUCGUAUUUUUGCUCUCUUUGCCCAUGCAGCUAUGGUAGCAGAACACAACUGUUUAAUCCAUUGAGGCAGUUAGUAUUUAAGUGAAUUGUACAGACACAAGAGAAAUAGUCUGAUUAUUUAUUUUUUAGAAACUCUGUUUGCAGUCUUCCUGUGUCUGAUGGCUUUAUUUUUUUUUCCCUUGUACUAUUUAAACACAACUGGAGCUUUGGAACAUUGUCUAGGUUUGAGUGCUGUGAAUGUUCUUGUGUCUAUAUAAAGUAUUUAUGUGAGAAGAGUAUAUUUUAUAUUGCUAUUAAAAACAACUGUGGUUGCCAAAAUGAA
This is a messenger RNA of Rhea pennata, 4668 nucleotides long. It is a transcript of the gene SLC25A38, whose product is annotated as solute carrier family 25 member 38. Gene Ontology annotation, biological process: glycine import into mitochondrion. The transcript is spliced from 7 exons. Gene Ontology annotation, molecular function: glycine transmembrane transporter activity. Gene Ontology annotation, cellular component: mitochondrial inner membrane; mitochondrion. Bases 231 to 1094 code for a protein of 287 amino acids. The record is from RefSeq and is a predicted model, not a curated record. Lineage: Eukaryota; Metazoa; Chordata; Aves; Rheiformes; Rheidae.